AGUCCAACGAUAACGGAACGAACGACCACAAAAUCACAAUACCACAGAAUAACAAUAAUACUACAUUACUAUUUUUUUUUUUAUACAAUACUGAACACGAAUUAAAAUUUUCGUGCUGGUGACACCUCCACAAUUUAGAAUUAUUGUUUUCUAGAUUUAUUUUUGCUGAUUAUGUAUUGUGAGAAAAAAUCAAUUAAAUACAAUAAUUUAAUUGGUUUUCUUUGAUAUUUUACUGUUACCGAAACACCAUACUAAUAGUUUACUGGUUCAAUUGCCCUGUAGUUCCUUCGAAUUAUGUCUGACGAACAGGACUCGAUCGAAAUUGAAAAUCCUAGUAAAAGUGCCACUAUCCUCUGUGUUCAGUACCUUAUAUCACACCACAUGAAAACGAAAGGUGUCAUUAAAAAAGAUGAUCUGAUGAAAACUGUCUUCAAGGGUCGCAAUCUUGGAAAAAAUUAUGAAAGAGUUAUGGAAGAAGUGGAUAACACAUUAAAAAAUACUUUUGGAUUUUCAAUAUCAUACAUUAAAAAUGAUCACAAACAGUUCUUCAUUGUGAAUAAUAUGGAUGAAAUUGAAACUAAAGAAUUUAGUUCUGAAAAUUCAAAAUAUCAAGUUUUAUUGAAACCAAUAAUCGGGGCUUUAGUUAUGCUUCGUGCACCAAUCAGUGAAGGUCAAAUGUGGAAUAUACUAGAGAAAUUUACAUCGAAAUUUAAUUUGGACAUGGACUUAACUAAACAAAUUGUUAAAGGACAAUUUGUAAAAGAUCAAUACCUUCAAUACAAAAUUACUGAUGACACAACCAUAUCACUUGAUCCAGAAAAAACAAGUUAUUGGUUUACUUUAGGACCUAGAGCAUUAGAAGAAUGUGAUCAACUAACAUUAUUAAAUCGAGUUGGUGAGUUGUACAAUAAGCCUGCCUCUUCAUUCAAGCGUGUAUAUACUGCGAUAAUUGAGAAGUAAUCUUUAUUACAUUGUCCCAGGAGUAUACAAUGUACUCAACCUAUUUAUAAUAUACAAACAAUUUUUUUAAAGUUUGCUUAAUAUACAUUUUCUCAAGUGUAAAAUAUGACUAUUACAGUAACUAUUAAUAUAGGUACUUUAAUUUGUAAUUAGUAUUUUCAAUUUGUAUACAUUUAUAACUUUUAUAAUAAUAUUACAUUUCUGACUGAUGCAAGUUAAAAAUGAAAAAUGUUAUUAUUUAUUUUGAAUCCUGUAUCUCAAUCAUCAAUAAAACAUAAUUCAUCUAAAGCAA
Molecule: messenger RNA, 1252 nt
Organism: Acyrthosiphon pisum (pea aphid)
Lineage: Eukaryota; Metazoa; Arthropoda; Insecta; Hemiptera; Aphididae
Product: mage-e1-like
Exons: 6
Coding region: 295-960 (221 amino acids)
Cellular component (GO): nucleus
Source: RefSeq, marked provisional